AUGUGGUUUACAAGUGAAGGUAGAGAGCGCCCGCCAUGGCUUCUCAAGUACCGUUCCUCCACAGCCUUCAUCAUUGCGACAGUCUGGACCUCUUCGUUCACGGACUACUUCCUCUAUGCCAUGAUCGUCCCCGUCAUGCCAACAGCCCUAGUCGACCGCGCGAAAAUUCCCUAUGAAGACCGCGAACGCUGGGUCAGCAUUCUCCUCAUCUGCGAAGCCACCGUCGCAUUCAUCUGCUGCCCGAUCUUCGGAUACUUGAUCGAUGUCGCGCCCACGCGCAAACUCCCCUACCUGCUCGGCCUCAUUCUGCUCGGGGCAUCUAUGCUCAUCCUCUGUCUCGCACGCACCAUCAGCUUCUUCGUCAUCGCACGCCUCCUACAAGGCAGCGCAACCGCCAUGGUCGUCGUCGCCGGACUCGCCCUCCUCACCGACUCCGUCCCGUUCGAGAACCUCGGCCAGACUGUCGGAUACCUAGGGUCAGCGGUUACCCUAGGGUUCCUGCUAGGUCCAUUACUGGGGGGUCUGGUGUACAGAGUAGCAGGAUAUCAACCCGUGUUUGCAAUGGCGUUUGCCAUUGUAGGAUUAGACCUGGUGAUGCGGUUUGCAGUGAUCGAAAAGAGGGUCGCGAAGCGGUGGAUGGCUUUAUCGCAAGAUGAUGCCGACAACGACAACGAAACCAACAACGACGACAAUUCCUCUGAAUCAAGCACACCUCAACCCGAAACCACAGGGAACGAAGUAACCAUCAUACCCAAACACUCCCGCAAACCCACCCUCCUACUUCUCAUCCAACAGCCCCGCAUCCUCAUAUCAUCCUGGGGUCUCCUCGUCCACGGCAUGAUAUACGCAGCAUUUGACGCCACAAUCCCCAUCUUCGUCGAAUCCCACUUCAACUGGACGCCCCUAGGCGCAGGCCUAACCUUCCUCCCCUCCUCCAUGACCGCUCUCUUCGAGCCCUACUUCGGAAAACUAACCGACACCAUAACCCCACACCCCAUCGCAACAACAACCUUCCUCCUCCUCCCCAUCCCACUCAGCAUGCUCGCGCUCUCCACCAACCCCACAAGCACCCAUAUCACCCUCCUAAUGAUAAACCUCACCUUGACCGGCCUCCUCGUCAACAUCGCCACCCCGGCCCUGUACCUCGAGACCCAGCGCGUAUUGGAUACCAUGGAGCGCCGGGAGCCGGGGAUCUUCGGGCCCAGGGGCGCAGUCGCCCAGGCGUUUGGGAUCCAGACGAUGGCGCAGUUCCUAGGACUGAGUUUGGGGCCGUUGGCUGGGUUCGUGGAGGGGAGGUUUGGGUGGGGGGUUGUGGUUGUGGGGUUAGGGGUGGUUUGUGCGGUGACGGGGGUGGUGGUGGGGGUUGGGUUGAGGGGGGAUGCUUGUUGUGGGAGUAGUAGGUUUGGGAAUGGGGAUGGGGAUGGGGAUGAUGGGGAGAGGGAGAGGUUGCUUGCUGGGGACUGA
Molecule: messenger RNA, 1464 nt
Organism: Aspergillus tubingensis
Lineage: Eukaryota; Fungi; Ascomycota; Eurotiomycetes; Eurotiales; Aspergillaceae
Product: MFS transporter
Exons: 6
Coding region: 1-1464 (487 amino acids)
Biological process (GO): transmembrane transport
Molecular function (GO): transmembrane transporter activity
Source: RefSeq, a predicted model, not a curated record